GCUUGAUGUUGGUAAUUUUUAUUUUGUUCAAGUAAAUAUCAUUGAAAAUCAAUUGCUGCUUGAAAACCUGCUGCUGCUGCUGCUGUUUUAGAAUCAUCUGCUCAGAGAAUUGAAAGAGGACAUCCCCAUACAAGAUUUGGCCAACACAGGAUUUGUCGACGUUUUUUAUUUAUUAUAUGUUUAGUAGUUUUUUAAUUUUUUUAAUUUUCAAGUUUUUUUAAUUUUUAGUAGUUUUAGUUAAAAAAAGAAAAAAAAAUUAAAAAAAAAGUAGGCUAUAUUUAAAUUUGAGUAAAUUCAUUUAUUUAGGUUAUUUUCGAUUUUUUAGUUCAAGUUUUUUUUAUAUUUUUUAUUUUCGAGUUUUUUUAAUUUUUGCGUUUUUUUAAAAUAUACUUAGUAGUUUUUUUAUUUUUAGUAUCAAGGUUUUUUUAUUUUCGCGUUUUUUAAAAAUAUAUUUAGUUGUUUUUUAUUUUCGAAUUUUUCUCAGUUUUAGUAGUUUUAAUAUAAAAAAACAAAAAAAAAGUAGGUUAUACUUAGAUUUAAUUUAAUUCAGGGUUUAUUUUUAGUUGUUAUUUUAUAUUUUGUGUACUAAUUUUUUUUUAAUUUUUCAGGUUAUUAAAAAAAUAAUUAAUUUAUUAUUAAAAAUUACAUUAAUAAUAAUAAAAAAAUAUUUAAAAUAUUUAAUAGAUAUUCUGAACUUGCUACGAAAGAGAGUAUUAUAUUGCUACGAAAGAGAGUAUUGCUACAUAAGAAAGUAUUAUUGCUACAUAAGAGAGUAUUAUUGCUACAUAAGAGAGUAUUAUUGCUACAUAAGAGAGUAUUGCUACAUAAGAGAGUAUUAUUGCUACAUAAGAGAGUAUUAUUGCUACAUAAGAGAGUAUUAUUGGUACAUAAGAGAGUAUUAUUACUACAAAUUUAUUUGAGUAUUAAUUAAAAAUAUAUACAAAAUGGAUAAGAGAGUGGGCCUUGAAAAUUUUGGUUUAAAUUGUUAUUUAAAUUCCAUUAUUCAAGUUUUACAUGCAAUUAAAGAUUUUCGUAGUGAUAUAAUAAAUAGUAAAGAACAUAAUUCUUCUAUAAUUAAACAACUAGGUUUAUUAUUUAAAUCAUUAUCCACUCCUUUACGACUUGAACCUAUAUCACCAAAAAGUUUUAUAACGAGUUUAAAAAAAUCACGUAUUACUAAAGAUUUUGACUAUAUAAGACAAGAAGAUUGUUCAGAAUUUUUAUUUAAAUUAUUUGAAUUAUGUGAUGGAUAUGAAAAUUUAUGUGAAAUAAUUGAAAAAUACUUUGUGGGAGAAAUAAAAAAGUUACAUAAAUGUACAAAUUGUAAUAAGACAAUAAUAAUCAUUUAAAAAUUUAAUAAUUUACAAUUAUGUUUUUCAUCAAACGAAAAUACAAUACAAGAUAUGUUUAAUAAUUGUUUCGUACCAGAAACUUUAGAAAAUGUAAAAUGCGAUGAUGAAAAUUGCAAAGUAAAAUGUAAUAAAACAGAAACUAAAGAAUUAACACAAACACCAUUACAUUUAAUAUUAUUAUUAAAACGAUUUGAUUUAAACAAAGAAAGACAAGUUUAUAAGAUACAAGAUUAUGUAAAAUUAAAUGAAAAUAUAACAGUUAAUAAUGAAAGUUAUGGAUUACAUAGUGUUAUUAUACAUAAAGGUGAAGAUAUUGAAUUUGGACAUUAUUAUACAUAUAAUAAAGAUAUAUCUAAAAAUGAAUGGUAUAAAUAUGAUGAUAAAAAAGUAAUAAAUGUAAAAUUUAAUGUAAUUGAAAAUUUAAAAUCACCAGAUACACCAUAUAUGGUAUUAUAUAAAAAAAAAGAUAAUAAUAAUAAUAAUAAUUUAAAUAAAAAAAAUGAACAAUUAAAAAUCAGUCCAAUUAAAGUUACAAAUAAAUUAGAUAUUCAUAAUAAUACUGUAACUAAAAAAACUAAAAUAAUUUCCAAUGUAAUUUUAAGUAAAAAAAAAAUUGCUAAUAAAAUUGAUUUAAAUUUAAAUAAUGAUGAUAAAUCCAUAGGUAAAUGUAAAACAUGGAUAAAUUUUAUAAUAAAAUUAUGAAUACAAAUUAUAAAGAAUUUCAUCCACUUAAAAGAAUAUUCGAAAUCAUCUUUUAAAAGAUUAAUAUUAAAAUUAAAAACAGAAGCUUUUGGUGAAG
Molecule: messenger RNA, 2151 nt
Organism: Aphidius gifuensis
Lineage: Eukaryota; Metazoa; Arthropoda; Insecta; Hymenoptera; Braconidae
Product: ubiquitin carboxyl-terminal hydrolase 35-like
Exons: 4
Coding region: 1404-2054 (216 amino acids)
Biological process (GO): protein deubiquitination
Cellular component (GO): cytosol; nucleus
Molecular function (GO): cysteine-type endopeptidase activity; cysteine-type deubiquitinase activity
Source: RefSeq, a predicted model, not a curated record